This is a messenger RNA of Myripristis murdjan (pinecone soldierfish), 3271 nucleotides long. It is a transcript of the gene sppl2b, whose product is annotated as signal peptide peptidase-like 2. The record is from RefSeq and is a predicted model, not a curated record. Bases 75 to 1745 code for a protein of 556 amino acids. Gene Ontology annotation, molecular function: aspartic endopeptidase activity, intramembrane cleaving. Gene Ontology annotation, biological process: membrane protein proteolysis. Gene Ontology annotation, cellular component: lysosomal membrane; cytoplasmic side of endoplasmic reticulum membrane; lumenal side of endoplasmic reticulum membrane. Lineage: Eukaryota; Metazoa; Chordata; Actinopteri; Holocentriformes; Holocentridae. The transcript is spliced from 15 exons.
UCAGUAACAGCUGGUGGCUUGCGGAGUGUGGACCGAACCGUGCGGUUGAUGGGGAAAACAACAAGCUAGACAUCAUGAGGGUCCCUAUAACCCUGAUUUGGGCAGCUUUUUGUAUCCAAAAGGUCGUGGGUGAAUAUGGCAUGGCCCAUUUCAGUGACAAGGGCAAGAGCAAAGGGAAGGAUUACUGCAUUUUCUUUAACUCGCAAUGGGCACGUCUACCUCAGGACCUCAACAAGGCAUCCCGUCUCCAGAUCUACGACCUGACAACAUCUGUCCUGUGCUCCCCCUCUGAGGUCCCAGAGGGAGGCUUCCCCAACCGCAUCCCCAUGGUGAUGAGGGGCAACUGCACCUUCUAUGAAAAGGUCCGACUGGCCCAGAUUAAUGGUGCCAAAGGUCUGCUCAUCGUCAGCAAGGACAGACUGACACCGCCUGCAGGAAACACAACUCAGUACGAGGAGAUCGACAUUCCUGUAGCCCUGCUCAGCUACUCUGAUAUGCUGGACAUCAGCAAGAACUUUGGGAAAGGAAGACUGGUUGCCAUGUAUGCACCCAAAGAGCCGGUGUUGGACUACAACAUGGUGAUCAUAUUUUUAAUGGCAGUGGGGACGGUGGCCAUCGGAGGAUACUGGGCUGGCAGCAGGGACAGCAAGAAGCGCUACAUGAAGCACAAGCGGGAUGACAGCACAGAGAAGCAGGACGAGGAGACGGUAGACGUCACCCCCAUCAUGAUCUGUGUGUUCGUGGUCAUGUGCUGCAGCAUGCUGGUGCUACUCUACUUUUUCUACGACCACCUGGCCAUUUGGGUGAUAGCUGUCUUCUGUGUGGCCUCCUCUGUUGGCCUCUACAGCUGCCUGUGGCCUUUUGUCAGGCGACUCCCCUUCUGCAAGUGCAGGAUCCCAGAGAACAACCUGCCAUACUUGCACAAACGGCCACAGAUCCGCAUGCUGCUGCUCUCAGCUGUCUGCAUUGGUGUCAGUGUCACCUGGGUGGUAUUUCGCAAUGAAGACCAGUGGGCGUGGGUGUUACAAGACGCCCUGGGGAUCGCCUUCUGUCUCUACAUGCUCAAAACAAUCAGACUGCCCACUUUUAAGGCCUGCACUUUACUCCUGGUGGUCCUUUUUGUCUACGAUGUUUUCUUUGUAUUUAUUACACCUCACUUUACAAAGAGCGGGGAAAGUAUAAUGGUGGAGGUAGCGGCUGGUCCCUCUGACUCCUCCCCGCAUGAAAAGCUUCCUAUGGUGCUCAAAGUGCCAAGGUUAAACUCCUCUCCCCUGGCCCUGUGUGACCGGCCCUUCUCCCUCCUGGGCUUUGGUGAUGUCUUAGUCCCAGGCCUGCUGGUGGCAUACUGUCACAGGUUUGACAUUUUAAUGCAGUCCUCCAGGAUCUACUUUGUGGCCUGCACCAUCGCUUACGGCAUCGGCCUGCUGAUCACCUUUGUGGCGCUGGCUUUGAUGCAGAAGGGCCAGCCAGCCUUGCUCUACCUGGUGCCUUGUACUCUGCUCACCAGCCUGGCCGUAGCGAUAUGGCGCAGGGAGCUGCCUCAGUUCUGGACUGGAAGUGGAUUUGUGCCUCCCAUAGUGCUCGCACCGAUCAACUGUACACAAACCGCAGCGCCGCCAGCGGAGGGGACCCCGACCAAUCCUGAGCCACAAAGCACAGAGACGGCCAAUCAGAGCGAAGACCCGCCCCCAUAUCAAGCUCAGGAAACGCCCCCCAUAGAGAGUGAGGAAAACAAAUCUGAAUAAAAAAAAUGGACUACUAGUGCAGCAUUGUGGAACUCAUUCCAUGUUCUACUUUUUUUUUUCUUAAAUUUACAUAGUAUCUCAGUCAAACGCAUAAUGGACGUUUUCAAGUAUGAACGUUUGAGUGCACAUUGUGCAAAGGGAAGAGCAGAGGGCAUCUGCAUUCUGAGCGGCUGGAUCGGCAGGGCAGUGGGAUCAGAAUCACAACAGGUUGAGGCUGUGAAAUCGUCAAACUCAGCUAUGAAAACGGCACACAAAAGCCCCGGCACUUUCCCCUGCGUACAGUCUGCAUCAGUCCAAUUCCAGCUGGACGCCACUAAAAAUCCUGAGGCUCUCAGCUGAGGAUCUGGCCAGCCCUCGUUCUCAAACCCACACAAGUAUACACACUGCUGUGAAUUAGCUAUGAAGCCAUUUUGGGCGCUUGUUCCUUUUUUUUUAACCCUCUGUUGUCAUCAUGAAUCACACCAGUGUCACACUACACAGGAAGGAUAACCAAACAGUUCCAUACCCUUUAAAAUGUGCUACCAUGGUCUUGGACUGAGCCAAAGGAAUCAGAUGCUAUUUUGUUUUCUUUUUACCUAAAACAUGUUUUUUUUUUCUUUCAUCUUGCCUUUGGUUAUGUUUCAUCUUGCAUGCUAUAGUUUUGCUUUUGACCCUUCUAUAAAUACAGUGUAUAUUCUGUACCACACUGUUUGUAUACAGUAUUAGUGGUCCAACAGUCAAACUGCUGGCCACUGAAGUUUCUUUUUUUUUUGUUUGUUUGUUUGAUUCCAGUAGUUAUUCAUAUUGUCUUAAUAAUUGGUUUGGGCCUUACUGUGUCCAUGUGUGGAGAUAGAAUGUGUCAGUGUACAACUUGCUUUAUGAGAAACAGAGUACUGUAUUCAAAAGUAUGUGCUGCGGUUUAAUGUAUGAGCUGUGGAGUGGGUGAAGUUGAUGUUUGAGACGUCACAAGACUAACAGUUCUAGAUUUCUGUCCUUCGUAUGAAAUAUUUGCACAGUAUUUUUUGAAUCGACAGACUGAUGAGAAGACUGUUGGUUCUUGCAUAUAUAUAUAUAUAUAUAUAUAUAUAUAUAUAUAUAUAAAUACAUAUCUCUAUAUAACCCAUGAGAAUUUAAGACACGGAAAUUCAUGGUAUCAGUGUAUGCGGUAUUCUUUAUGCUUUUGUUUUUGCCUUCAUCCAUUUAUGAGAUGAAAGUUUUCAUCUACAGCAUAGAGCGCAGAAGUCACCAUGAUGCUUUACUGCUAGAUGACUAUAUUAGAUAGGGUUGGUUGUCAUUCAUAUUAUCACGCCUAUUAACCAAAUUCAGCGGUUCCUCGUAGAAUUGUCAAAGCCGAAAACAGAGUGCUUCAGUUCGGAGGUGGAAUGACAGCAGUUUACUUGUCUGGGUGUGUGUGCCCUCGCUCAUUCCAUAGCACAGUGUUUUCAAGGAUAUGACAUUAUUCACCAGUAUAGUUUAAUGUCACCAAAUGGUUUUUAAAUACCUCUGUUGAGGAUAUUACAUGAAAUAAAUAAACAUGGUAUUUGACA